Molecule: messenger RNA, 675 nt
Organism: Mycena indigotica
Lineage: Eukaryota; Fungi; Basidiomycota; Agaricomycetes; Agaricales; Mycenaceae
Exons: 4
Coding region: 1-675 (224 amino acids)
Source: RefSeq, a predicted model, not a curated record
AUGCUCGCUUCUGUCGUCUUCGCUUCCCUCAUCGUUGCUGCGAACGCUCAUUUCCAGCUGCAAUUUCCCGCACCUCGCGGUCCCUUUGUAGAAGAUGAUGAACCAAAGUUCUGUGACGGCCACGAUGACCCUGCCAGUCGGCGCACCUUUUUCCCUCUUUCUGGUGGUGUUAUCAGCUUGAACUCUGAACAUGCGAAAUGGGUCGCGGUCGUUUCGAUUACCUCCAAAUCGGACCCAACUCAGUUCAGUGAUUUCGCACCGGUAACGGGCGUUCUUCAGGCAUCGGGCGAAGGCCUUUUCUGUUUGCCUUUCGAUCUCUCUAAGACGAACGCUACUGGGCUUGCCGAUGGACAGAAUGCUACCCUCCAGAUACAAUUCAACGGAGGCGACAGUGACCUCUUCCAAUGUGCUGACAUCACUCUUUCGAGCUCUGUGACUUCACCUCCUUGCUCUAAUGGUACUGGCGUUGCAUCUGCCUCCUUGAGUCCUGCCCCCAGUGCAACCCGUUCCGCCUCUGGCUCUGGCUCCUCUGGUGCUCCCGGUGGAUCGUCAGCAAGGACCUCGCCUUCUUCCAGUCCUUCGCCGUCCAAUCCCCCGUCCGCUGGCGAGCGAGUUAAAGCUAGCAUUGUUGCUGUAGUCGUUGGUCUCCUUGGGAUAGCUGCUGCUGUCGCCUAA